UUGGCUCUUUUCCGGCAUGGGUUGAAACUUGAAAGUGUCAGUAUGUGGAAGAAAGGCGUCAAGUAAAUCUAUCAGUGAAGCAAUGAAGCGAAAUCCAUUUCAGCUUCGAAAAUUACUCGGCUGUUCGUAUUCUUCCACACCCCAUUCCAUUCAACUAACACCAUCGCCAAAUCCUUUCUUUGCACCGAUUCACUCGGGCAGAGAUGCCGAUUUCAUUGAAACCAUCCAACAUCUCUGCCACCAGAAACGAUUGAAAGACGUGAUUCCAUUCCUAGAAAAUCAAGUUCGCCCCCCUCCCGCUGCUUAUUCUAAAAUCCUGCAGCUCUGCAUUGAGAAAAGGGCUCUAAAUGAGGGCAAAAGAGUCCAUGACUAUAUCAAUCGCUCUGGUUUCCUGGCUGGAGUGUUUAUCUCCAACAAGAUUCUUGAGCUGUAUUGCAAAUGUGGCAGUAUGUCGGAUGCCCGCAAGCUGUUUGAUGAAAUGGGCGAGAGGGAUUUGUGUUCUUGGAACACUUUGAUAUCGGGCUACGUGAGAUUAGGCAUGGUUUUAGAAGCAAGGGAGCUGUUCGAUGAAAUGUCUGAAAGAGACAACUUUUCGUGGACGGCCAUGAUUUCAGGCUACGUGAAGCAUAAACAACCUUGGCAUGCCUUGGAGCUGUACAGAUUAAUGCAGAGAAAUGAGCAUCUCAUGUGCAAUAAGUUCACCGUGUCUAGUGUCCUCACGGCUUCGGCUGCCAUGCAUUCGUUGCGGUUAGGGAAAGAGAUUCAUGGGCGUAUAAUCAGAACAGGGUUGGAUUCUGAUGCUGUGGUUUCGAGUGCUCUGAUGGAUGUGUAUGGGAAGUGUGGGAGCCUAAACGAGGCAAGGUACAUUUUUGAUAGGGUAGAAGGGAAAGACAUUGUGGUUUGGACAGCAAUGAUUGAUCGGUAUUUUGGAGAUGGGAGGUGGGAAGAUGGCCUUUCUUUGUUUUCUGAUUUCUUGUGUUGUGGGAUUAGCCCUAACGAGUACACGUUUGCAGGGGUUUUGAACGCGUGCGCUCAUCAAACUGCCGAGGAAUUAGGCAGGCAGGUCCACGGGCACAUGAUGCGAAUUGGGUUUGAUCCGUGCUCUUUUGCGGCUAGCUCGCUUGUGCAUAUGUAUGCCAAGUGUGGUAGCGUGGAUAGAGCCGAUAAAGUGUUCAAGUGGCUGCCUAAGCCUGAUUUAGUCUCGUGGACCUCGUUGAUCAAUGGAUAUGCUCAGAGUGGGCAGCCCCAUGAAGCUCUUAAGCUGUUUGAUAUGCUGCUUAAGUCUGGCACUCAGCCUGAUCAUGUUACGUUUGUAGGUGUUUUAUCUGCUUGCACUCAUGCAGGUUUAGUCGAUAAAGGUCUCGAAUGUUUCCACUUGAUAAAGGAGAAACAUGGGCUACUUCUCACUGCUGACCACUAUGCUUGUGUGGUUGAUCUCUUGAGUCGUUCGGGAAGAUUCAAGGAAGCACAGGAUAUGAUUCGUUCAAUGCCUAUGAAAGCCGACAAGUUUCUGUGGUCUUCUUUACUUGGUGGAUGCAGGAUUCAUGGGAACUAUGAAAUUGCAGAGCAAGCUGCGGAAGCCUUGUUUGAGAUUGAGCCGGAGAAUGCAGCUACUUACGUCACUCUUGCUAAUAUCUACGCCACUGCAGGGAAGUGGAAUGAAGUGGCGAAGGUUAGACAACUGAUGGAUGAGAGAGGAGUGGUGAAGAAACCUGGCAUGAGUUGGGUUAACAUCAACAGAAAGGUCCAUGUCUUUUUGGUUGGAGAUGAAUCCCAUCCAAAAUCGAAAGAUAUAUUGAAAUAUUUGGGUGAGAUCUCAAAGAGGAUGAAGGAAGAAGGGUUUGUUCCUCACACGAAUUACGUGCUGCAUGAUGUAGAGGAGGAGCAGAAAGAGCAUAAUCUGUCCUACCACAGUGAAAAACUUGCUGUGGCAUUUGGCAUCAUCAGCACUCCUCCUGGAACACCGAUCAAGGUUUUCAAGAACUUGAGGACAUGCAUGGACUGCCACACAGCCCUUAAGUUCGUGUCAAGGAUUGCUGAGAGGAAAAUAACCGUACGGGAUUCGAGUAGGUUCCAUUGUUUCGAGUCUGGGAGGUGUUCUUGCCAAGAUUACUGGUGAUCCCUCAGAUAUGGAGGGAGGAGGUGUGCUUUCAUUUUUCUGUGGUUUGAAGUUUGUAUUCUUAGUCUUAUUAUUUCUUUAUCAUACUUUAUAAAGUGGCUUAGUUGAUUGGAGUUUGAUUGGUACUUGUUGCUGAUGAAAUCUAGCCUUUUCUUUUAAAAUAGGUCAUUUUCUUGUUGUACCAUCAACUAUUUGUAUUCAUGGAUUAAAGGAACUGAACUCUUCUUAUACAAUACAGG
Salvia splendens (bonfire salvia) is the source of this 2358-nucleotide messenger RNA. Its product is annotated as pentatricopeptide repeat-containing protein At4g37170. The transcript has a single exon. Bases 83 to 2119 code for a protein of 678 amino acids. Gene Ontology annotation, biological process: RNA modification. The record is from RefSeq and is a predicted model, not a curated record. Gene Ontology annotation, molecular function: protein binding; zinc ion binding; RNA binding. NCBI's taxonomy places the organism in Eukaryota, Viridiplantae, Streptophyta, Magnoliopsida, Lamiales, Lamiaceae.